This is a messenger RNA of Acomys russatus (golden spiny mouse), 1750 nucleotides long. It is a transcript of the gene Dnaja1, whose product is annotated as DnaJ heat shock protein family (Hsp40) member A1. The record is from RefSeq and is a predicted model, not a curated record. The coding region runs from base 177 to 1370 and encodes 397 amino acids. Gene Ontology annotation, cellular component: cytosol; cytoplasm. Gene Ontology annotation, biological process: response to heat; protein refolding. The transcript is spliced from 9 exons. Gene Ontology annotation, molecular function: Hsp70 protein binding; ATP binding. NCBI's taxonomy places the organism in Eukaryota, Metazoa, Chordata, Mammalia, Rodentia, Muridae.
GACUUCCGGCGAGUGACGCGCCGGGGUUCGGCUACAAAAGAAGUCGGCUGCGGCGGGCCGGGCGGAACUUUCCAGAACGCUCGGUGGGUGGCGGAGGAGCCGCGUCUGCCUGAACCGCGCUGUACUACGCUCCUCUCUCCGCUCUCCAGCACCGGCCCACUCACCGGCUGUAAACCAUGGUGAAAGAAACCACGUACUAUGAUGUUUUGGGGGUCAAACCCAAUGCCACCCAGGAAGAAUUGAAAAAGGCAUAUAGAAAAUUGGCUCUCAAGUACCACCCUGAUAAGAAUCCAAAUGAAGGGGAAAAGUUUAAACAGAUUUCUCAAGCUUACGAAGUUCUCGCUGAUUCCAAAAAAAGGGAAUUAUAUGACAAAGGAGGAGAGCAGGCAAUUAAAGAGGGCGGAGCAGGUGGUGGUUUUGGCUCGCCCAUGGACAUCUUCGAUAUGUUCUUUGGAGGAGGAGGAAGGAUGCAAAGAGAAAGGAGAGGUAAAAAUGUUGUUCAUCAGCUCUCAGUGACCUUAGAAGACUUGUAUAACGGUGCAACAAGAAAACUUGCUCUGCAAAAGAAUGUGAUUUGUGACAAAUGUGAAGGCCGAGGUGGUAAGAAAGGAGCAGUAGAGUGCUGCCCUAACUGCCGGGGGACUGGCAUGCAAAUACGGAUACACCAGAUCGGACCGGGAAUGGUUCAGCAGAUCCAGUCGGUGUGCAUGGAGUGCCAGGGUCACGGAGAACGCAUCAGCCCUAAAGACAGAUGUAAGAGCUGCAAUGGAAGGAAAAUAGUUCGAGAGAAGAAGAUUUUAGAAGUUCACAUUGAUAAAGGCAUGAAAGACGGUCAGAAGAUAACAUUCCAUGGUGAAGGAGACCAAGAGCCAGGACUGGAGCCGGGAGACAUUAUCAUUGUCUUAGACCAGAAGGACCAUGCUGUUUUCACACGACGAGGAGAAGACCUGUUCAUGUGUAUGGACAUACAGCUGGUCGAAGCAUUGUGUGGCUUCCAAAAGCCAAUAUCCACUCUUGACAACCGAACCAUAGUCAUCACCUCUCAUCCAGGUCAGAUUGUCAAGCAUGGAGAUAUAAAGUGUGUGCUAAAUGAAGGUAUGCCAAUAUACCGUCGGCCAUAUGAGAAAGGACGUCUAAUCAUUGAGUUUAAGGUAAACUUCCCUGAAAAUGGCUUUCUCUCUCCUGAUAAACUCUCUUUGCUGGAAAAACUUCUUCCUGAAAGGAAGGAAGUAGAAGAGACUGAUGAAAUGGAUCAGGUAGAGCUGGUGGACUUUGAUCCAAAUCAGGAAAGACGGCGUCAUUAUAAUGGAGAAGCAUACGAGGAUGAUGAACAUCACCCUAGAGGUGGCGUUCAGUGUCAGACCUCUUAAUGGGCCAGUCACUAUGACAUUCUAUAUGCGGUAGUGAAUGUGGGAAGGACUGUAGUCAUAAUAUGCUCACUACUUGGCUAUUGUUUUUGUUUUAACUAUAGUAGUGUUUUAAAGGUUAAAUGAAGAAUAAACACAAAUAUAAAAGCUCUGACUUUGCCCUGUAUGUAUGAUGACUUCAAUGUGCAAGAUGAAAGUUUAAUACUUGUAAAAACUACUUUAAAAGUUCUCUAGCAUAUGUUAGGCCAUAUCUUGUGUAACUGAUAAUAGCUGUGUACAUUAGACUGACCUGCUAGGUAUGUGUUGUUUGACCAUUCGUUGUUAAGCUAUGGAAUUAAAAUUCUGUAUUUAACUGGUAAUCAGAAAAAGAAUUAUUAGCAACA